AUGUCAUCCCAACCCUACCGACAAAUCCCCUUCUCCUAUGCCACCUGCUCCAUCAACGCCUCCUCCCUCCCCGCCAAACUCGCCGCCAUCUCCAAAGCAGGCUUCACGGGCAUCGAGCUCGCAUUCCCGGAUCUCCUCGACUACGGCGCUCAUGUAUUGGGCCAUGCCGUGGCAGACGACAACGAGGAUGAGUUAGUCCAGGUCGCGGGGAAGGUUCACGAGCUGUGUCGCGAGCAUGGGCUGGAGGUGAUGAUGCUGCAGCCGUUUGCGAAUUUCGAGGGUUGGCCGAGGGGGUCGAGGGAGAGGGAUGAUGCGUUUCGGAGAGCGAGGAGGUGGAUUGCGGUUAUGGGGAAGUUGGAGACGAAGAUCUUACAGGUCGGAUCGACCGAUGUACCCGUGGAAAACCUCUCCCCGAGUCGCGAGAACGUCAUCGCCGAUUUACGCGAACUGUCGGAUCUGCUCGCCGAGCGGGACAUGCGGGUCGCAUACGAGAACUGGUGCUGGUCGACGCACGCGCCAACAUGGAAGGAUGUAUGGGAGAUCGUGCGCGACGUGAAGCGCCCGAACGUUGGAUUAUGUCUGGAUACGUUCCAGACGGCGGGCUCGGAAUGGGCCGAUCCGACAACGGAGUCCGGGCGCAUGGAAGACAAUCCCCUCGGACUGAUGAAUCAGCGGCUGGAGCAGUCGCUGGCGGAACUGGCGAGGGAGGUGCCCCCGGAAAAGAUCUAUCUGCUGCAGGUGUCGGAUGCGUAUAAGCCGACGACGCCGCUGGAGGCGGAGAGGCUGGAUGGGAUGUGGCCGCGCGCGCGAUGGAGUCAUGACUAUCGCCCGUUGCCGUAUGAUGGGGGAUACAUGCCCAUUGAGGCGGUGGCGAGAGCGGUGCUGAAGACGGGGUUUCGAGGAUGGUUCUCCAUGGAGGUGUUUGAUGGAGGGCCGGAUGGUCGGGGGAAACAGUAUGAUCCCGAAGAGUACGCGGCGAAGGCGAUGCGCAGUAUGAAGGAGUUUCUGGAGAAGUCGGAGCGAACCUGUAUAGAUAAUCAUUGA
This is a messenger RNA of Aspergillus melleus, 1044 nucleotides long. RefSeq names its product sugar phosphate isomerase/epimerase family protein. The transcript is spliced from 2 exons. The coding region runs from base 1 to 1044 and encodes 347 amino acids. Lineage: Eukaryota; Fungi; Ascomycota; Eurotiomycetes; Eurotiales; Aspergillaceae. The record is from RefSeq and is a predicted model, not a curated record.